Molecule: messenger RNA, 1167 nt
Organism: Rhipicephalus sanguineus (brown dog tick)
Lineage: Eukaryota; Metazoa; Arthropoda; Arachnida; Ixodida; Ixodidae
Product: cytochrome P450 2C8
Exons: 6
Coding region: 13-900 (295 amino acids)
Molecular function (GO): oxidoreductase activity, acting on paired donors, with incorporation or reduction of molecular oxygen; monooxygenase activity; heme binding
Source: RefSeq, a predicted model, not a curated record
CUUGUAACAAAUAUGCAGCACGCCUUACGAUUCGGCCGCAUUUACCAGCACAAUCCAGGCUUCGUCACGGCAAUCACGAAAAGAAUUCGUGGCACGCACGUCAACCUCCUUAAAAACAAGGUGGAAGACUUGGCUCUCUACGCACACGACAAAAUAAUGGAACACAAAGCCACGGCAGAAAAAGAUGUCAACCGGGAUUUUGUCGAUGCAUACCUGAAGAAAGUACAAGACAGCGACCACGACUCCAAAGCUUAUUUCACGGUGGAAACGCUAGUCGGCAUGGUGACUAGCUUCCUCCUUGCUGGCACCGCAAGCACCGCCGGUACCAUUCAAUGGCACAUGGUUAAGCACGCCAUGGAACCAGACACACUACAAGCUAGGGUACAGCGCGAAAUUGACGAGGUGAUCGGGCGAGAGCGGCGACCAACGUGGGAAGACCGAUUACGCAUGCCCUUCACUAUGGCGAGCGUGUGGGAGAUGGACCGCUGGAAGACAAGCACGCCGCUAGGCGUACCCCGAGAAGCCUCCGAAGACACCGUCGUGGACGAGUUCUUCAUUCCAAAAGGCACCGUGAUUAUGGCGAACUUCUGGGCGGCGCAUUUCGACUCUAAGUUCUGGAAGGACCCGGAAAAGUUCGACCCGACACGCUUCUUGAAUGAGGACGGAACACUUAUGGCGCGCAAACCUGAAUGUCACCUUCCAUUCUCCUUCGGAAAACGCACCUGCCCCGGCGAGAUAUUGGCCACUGUCGAGAUAUUCCUCGCCGUGACGUCACUCCUUCAACGAUUCCGCGUUCUCCCAGCUGGCAAGAUGCCUUUCGACAUCAACAGCCCUUCUAUACUGUCUGGUCACGUGCAGUACCUCAAGUUGCGGUUCUUAGACCGGCGCCAGAGCCUGUAAGCGCUGAAGCUGGCGACGUUCGAUCGCGCGUUAUUUGGGGAAUGCUGUUACAGUGCUGCAAUCACAUCAACAAGAGAAAAAAACGCAGAGUUGGGUGGAAUCCAGAAGCAGUGCGGACCUCAAAUCGCGUCUUUCUUCCACAUACUCUUUACAUUGUACUUUUUUUCUUAUUCUUCUUCUGUCAUCUAAUAGCAAGUAAAUACUUCAUUUUUCUCAGCGGAUUUCAUAUUGUCCAAAUUAUAUUUAAGCGCCUUUUUACAUACAGAA